UGUUGUGUUUACGAACACCGGACGUCGCAGUGUCAUAGCGGUGAGGGGGGGGGGAAUAAUCACGGUGGUCCCUUUUCUCAACAAAUUAAGCUGGAGGAUGUCUGUGGCAGCUCUUCGUCUGAUCCACUGUCGGAGACUGAGCACAGCUGGGCCGUCCGGAGUGAAGAAAGUGCUUCAGUGGAAAGAUUUCAGGAAGGUGGCUAAAGUAACUGGUGCCAUUGUCUUGGGUGGCUGUCUGUUUAUCACCUAUGAAAUGGUGGCCUUGGACAAGGCUGUGACCAUUGACACCAGUGCUAUUCUUCAAGAAAAGUACAAGUCUUACAUUUAUCUGAGAGCCACGCCUUCAGAUGAAAAGGAUAACCUUACUGCAGGGCUCACAAAUAAAGCUAGGAGAGAACUUCAUAAAGCUGCAAGGCGGUUUCUAGAAAUGUCAUCAAGGCUCUUUCUGCAAUCCCUAGACGAGCACUUUACUCACGUGGAUGCAGACCCACAUGAGGUGGCUUUAUGGGUCCUACUGAAGAAGACACAGUCAGCCAACAAAGCCAUCAGACUCCAAGCUGUCCAGGAGCUUGCAGACAAUCACCACUGGCAUGACUACCAGUACCAGACAGCAGCCCAGGUUAUAGACCAGAGAACAGCAGUGGGUCUGGCUCGGACUCCUAAAGUGGACCUUCGAUUCUUCUUGCGCUCACCUGCCCUGCCUGGAACUGAGGAUGGUUUGUCAGCAGAGGAUGGACUUAGGCAGCUUCUGGGAUCUCUGCCUCAGUCUGAGGUAGACAAAUGUGUUCAGUACUUCACCUCGCUGGCCCUCAGAGAGAGUACCCAGUCCUUGGCAGCACAACGGGGUGGAUUGUGGUGUUUCGGCGGUAAUGGGCUGCCUUACGCCCAGAGCCUCACCUCUGUUCCCUCUGAAAAGGUGGAGUCCUUCUGUCUACAAGCACUGGUACAGCACUCAAAGGUCCAGAGCCACUGUGAACACAUAGUUUCAAACGGGGGCCUGCAGCUGCUCCAGAGGGUUUAUCAGCUUCGUAGAGACUCCCUUAAGAUUCAGAGGAACAUUGUUCGUGUAAUAGGAAAUUUGGCCCUCAAUGAGAGCAUCCACCAGGCCAUAGCUCAGUCUGGCUGGAUUUCAGUCCUGGCUGAGAUGACGCAGUCUCCUCAUGUCAUGCAGGCGUCUCAUGCAGCGCGUGCUCUGGCCAACCUGGAUAGGGAGGCAGUUAAGGAGAAAUACCAGGAUGGUGUCUAUAUCCUCCACCCACAAACACGUGACAACCAGCCAAUCAAAGCAGACGUGCUCUUCAUCCAUGGGAUCCUCGGAGCAGCUUUUAAGACGUGGAGGCAGAAGGACCGCGAUACUUCAGAGGAAGAGAAGGAUGCAGAAGGAGAGGAUAAUUACACAGAGUGCUGGCCAAAGUCAUGGUUGGCUGCUGAUUGUCCAAAUCUCAGAAUUCUAUCAGUGGAGUAUGACAGUCACCUCAGUGAUUGGAUGGCCAAGUGUCCUGUUGAGAAUCAGAGGAAGUCGUUGGCCUACAGAAGUCGAGAGCUCCUAAAGAAGUUAAAGCUUGCAGGAGUAGGAGAGAGGCCUGUGGUCUGGGUGGCCCACAGUAUGGGAGGGUUGCUUGUGAAGAAAAUGCUCCUGGAUGCUGUAGAUGACCCUGAUAUGCAUGGACUGUUAAAGAACACAAAGGGCAUUUUGUUCUAUAGUGUUCCUCACCAUGGCACCUUCAUGGCAGAAUACUCAGUCAAUGUCAGAUAUCUCCUCUUCCCCUCUGUAGAAGUUAGAGAACUUUGUAAAGAUUCGCCAGCACUGCGUGACCUAAACGAGAACUUCCUGAACAUGGCCAGAGAAAAGGAAAUCAAGGUGCUGAGCUUCGCAGAGACGCUGCCGACAAACAUUGGUCCCAUGAUCAAGAUACUGGUGGUACCUUCACAGUCAGCAAGUCUUGGCAUCGGGGAGCUCAUCAAGGUUGACGUAGAUCAUCUCAACAUCUGUAAACCAGAGAAGAAGGACUCCUUUCUGUACAAGCGAAGUCUCCAGUUUAUCCAGGAAGCACUGCAGAGCUACAUCAGCCACUGAUUGAAUACUUGAACGUCAUCGCACUAAUAUGACCUACUGUAUACUUGAAAGGGUGGAUAGCAGUCACUUUCCUAACACCAAACAGAUUAGAAAAAUAAUUCUGUGUUACACAUUUACAAAAACAACCGCUGAUGUGAUAGAAGUAAAUGGACUUGAGCUUAUAUAGCGCUUUUCUAGUCUUCUGA
Molecule: messenger RNA, 2262 nt
Organism: Labrus bergylta (ballan wrasse)
Lineage: Eukaryota; Metazoa; Chordata; Actinopteri; Labriformes; Labridae
Gene: serac1
Product: serine active site containing 1
Source: RefSeq, a predicted model, not a curated record